UCAGUAAUCUCGAAGCACUCGUUCUUUUCAAUUUCUUAAUAAUUUUCCCAUAUGCCUUCUUUCAAAUCUCUUUCUUUCAUUUAGUAGUUACGAAAAUUUAUUAAGCUUAUACUUAACGCCCACCCCUUAUUUUUUCAUGAUGAACAAAGCUAUUGUUAGCGAAAAUCGAUUACUCGAUUCUUCUAACAUAGAUGACAAUCUUCAGGCCCUUAAGCGUAUAACUACGCUUAUGUCUUCAGGAGUCGACGUGAGUUGUUUUUUUCCUUUCGUUGUAAAGAAGAUCGUUUCGGAUUGCCUUGAAGUAAAAAGACUUGUAUAUUUAUACAUCUUAAGAUAUGCAGAAAAGGAAGCGGAAUUGAUUUUAAUGUCUGUCAAUACUUUUCAGAAAGAUAUAAAGCACACCGAUCCUUUUAUACGAGCCAACGCUUUGCGUGCGCUGACAGGCAUUCGCCUUAAGCUUCUUGCACCUAUUAUGCUUACAGCUGUACAGGGUUCCGCCCGCGAUUUUUUCCCUUACGUAAGAAAAAUCACGGCGCACGCUCUUCUGAAAAUUUAUGCGCUGGAUGCAACCUUAAAAGAUUCCUUGAUUGAAAUUUUAAUUCAGCUUCUACACGAUCGUUCGUUGAUUGUACUAGGAGGCUCCUUAUUGGCCUUUCAAAAUAUUUGCCCCGAAAGACACGACUUACUGCACGCCCACUACCGUACGAUUGUGCGUCGAAGCGUGGAUUUCGACGAGUGGAGCCAACUUAUUGCUCUUCAGCUGUUGACUCAGUAUGGAAGAGUGCAAUUUGCCAAUCCCAACCGAGACGGCAAAAGUUUUGAUAAUAGUAGCUCUGAGGGAAGCGUGGCAACUUUGAAAGCUUUAGAUCCUGAUCACAAGUGGAAUAUGCAUCUAAUUAUAAAAGUGUUGAUAAUAACCAUCAUCAUCAAUAGACUGCUUCUUGAGUGUAUGCACAAUUUAUUUUACAGCAGAAACGGAGCGGUAGUUCUAGAAGUCUGCAAACUUUACUAUUAUCUCGCUCCGUACAGCGAGUUUAGUCAAAUUGGCCGGGCGAUGUGCAGAUUCGUGGCUUCCCGCAAGGAAAUAUCGUAUUCUUUUCUGCUCAAUAUAGAAACGAUGAGUAAACGCCAUCCGGAAAUUUUUACCCCGCAUCUCCAAUCGUUUCUUGUAUAUACGAGUGAUCCCCUUCAAAUAAAGUUGACUAAAAUUUCUAUUUUGCUGAACUUGCUUAACGACUCCAACGUUUCCAUUCUGUUUAACGAGCUAAAAAUGUACUCCACCAACGAGAAUCCGAAACUGUGCGAGGCGGGUGUUCAGGGACUGGUCUAUUGCGUCUCACUUUUUCCUAAAUAUUACAAACUUUGCCUUAAAAGCCUUUUCCGGCUGAUCACCUCGAAAAAAGAGUACUUAAUAGAGAAAGGCACUGUGGCGCUAAGAAACUUACUCCAAACAAGCCCCAAAGUCGAUAUGAGAAUAGUUCGCUAUUUGUCGAGAAAAUAUCUAAAAGGAUCUAUAAAAACCACCGAAGCGCAGCUGUCCGUUCUAUGGCUCGUGGGGGAGUUCGCCUACAACGAGAAUUGGGCGCUUCAAGUUUUGCAAACGGCCGUGAAAAACUACAAGAAUUUGGAUGAUGAGGUAAAGCUUCAGGUAUUGAAUUUUGUUUCAAAGUUACAUGUGGCCAACGUGGAGAGCAGCGCUGAGUAUCUCGAGUAUAUAUUUUUCUUAGCCAAAAAUGAUCAGAAUACUGAUAUUCGGGAAAGAACAUGCUUUCUUAGUUCGCUGCUGGUAGGCUCUCUGAUAAGCGCUGCGGAGGUCCAUAAGGUGCUGCUAAGUAGAAAGUCGGUUUGUUUCCCGAAAGUUCCAUCUUCCACCAAUCGGGACCUUGUGCUCGGGACUCUUUCCCAUUUGCUGAAGCGGAAAGUGUGUGGAUACCGGGAACUGCCUAAGUUUUCUCCUACCGCCGGCGGCUCUUCCCUUCGCGAACAGGAAGUGCGUGCGGUUGAAAAUCCUCUGCAAGAAGAAAAAGUCUUAUCUUCUGCAUAUUUAUUAAGCAGCAAUCAACAUGAACUUGACUCGGUUGAGGAAAAUUUUUAUUUGGGCAUAUCUUCCGAAGAAACUAGAAGUGAUUCGUCCGCUUCAGAAAACUCAGAGCCCAUUGAUUAUUCUUCGGCGGACAGCUCCCCCACGGAGCGGGAAAGCUAAACUUUU
This is a messenger RNA of Zophobas morio, 2209 nucleotides long. RefSeq names its product AP-3 complex subunit beta-1-like. The transcript is spliced from 16 exons. Gene Ontology annotation, molecular function: clathrin binding. Gene Ontology annotation, cellular component: membrane coat. Lineage: Eukaryota; Metazoa; Arthropoda; Insecta; Coleoptera; Tenebrionidae. Bases 137 to 2203 code for a protein of 688 amino acids. Gene Ontology annotation, biological process: intracellular protein transport; vesicle-mediated transport. The record is from RefSeq and is a predicted model, not a curated record.